Priceomyces carsonii is the source of this 744-nucleotide messenger RNA. RefSeq names its product proteasome core particle subunit alpha 1 (gene SCL1). Gene Ontology annotation, biological process: proteasomal protein catabolic process; ubiquitin-dependent protein catabolic process. NCBI's taxonomy places the organism in Eukaryota, Fungi, Ascomycota, Pichiomycetes, Serinales, Debaryomycetaceae. Gene Ontology annotation, cellular component: nucleus; proteasome core complex, alpha-subunit complex; proteasome core complex. The transcript has 2 exons. The record is from RefSeq and is a predicted model, not a curated record. Bases 1 to 744 code for a protein of 247 amino acids.
AUGUCAAGUUCUGCUGGUUUCGAUAGACAUAUCACAAUAUUUUCUCCGGAAGGGAGAUUAUACCAAGUAGAAUAUGCAUUCAAGGCGAUCAACGCACCAGCUAUCACCUCAAUUGGAGUUACUGGUGAAGACUCUGCCGUUUUGAUCUCUCAAAAGAAGAUACCAGAUAAGUUGUUAGACACUAAGACGAUCUCGUAUAUAUUUAAAAUCACGCCGUCGAUAGGAAUGGUUGCUACUGGUUCGAUCUCCGAUGCCAGAGCACAAGCAUUAAGGGCUCGUGCCGAAGCCGCAGAGUUUCGUUACAAAUACGGGUAUGAAAUGCCAGUUGAGAGUUUAGCGAAAAGAAUUGCAAACUUGUCCCAAUUAUAUACUCAAAGGGCAUAUAUGAGACCUCUAGGAGUUGCUUUGACUUUCUGCCAGGUUGAUAUCGAAGAUGAGAAUAGAGGACCCCAGAUUUUUAAAUGUGAUCCAGCUGGAUACUUCACUGGCUACAAAGCUGUUGCAACGGGUCCUAAACAGCAAGAGGCUACUACGUACUUGGAAAAGAAAUUCAAAAAGAUAGACCAUGUUAAAGGUGACUGGAAAGCCACUGUAGAAUUUGCGAUUACAGCUUUGGGUACUGUUCUUGGAACGGAAUUUAGAAAAAAUGACAUUGAAAUUGGUGUUGCUACUGAGGAAGGAUUCCGUAUUUUAACGCCUGACGAAAUUGAUGAAAGAUUGGUUACAAUUGCAGAACAAGAUUAA